Racocetra fulgida is the source of this 699-nucleotide messenger RNA. The record is from the annotation of a GenBank genome assembly. Lineage: Eukaryota; Fungi; Glomeromycota; Glomeromycetes; Diversisporales; Gigasporaceae.
CUAGCUAUAUCUAUUCUUGAAUCACAAGAUUGUUUACUAGCUGAUUGUUUUAUCGGUCUAGUUCAUUUGGGAGCAGAAAUUAAGAAACUUCCAAAGAAUGAUUAUCAUAGUUUUCGUCAACAAACAAUUACAAUAUUUAAUAGAAGAUUUGCAGAGUUUGAUGAUAAUACAUAUAUUUUAUAUUUUAUUUUACAUCCUAGAUAUACUGGCAAAGUUGAAAAUAUGCAAAAGCUUUCUGUUUUUUAUCUUGCAAAUUCAAAAAAAAAAUUAUCUUAUUUUUCUUCUAAUAUUAAAAUUUUGUAUGAAGCAUUAUCGAAUAUAAAUUUUUAUGAAAAUGAUUAUGACUACAAUAAAGAGCCUUGUAAUGAAGAAAGACUAGCGAAUGAAGUAAGACUAAUAAAUGAAAAAAAACUAGCAAAUGAAGAAAGACUCGCAAAUGAACAAAGACUAGUGAAUGAAAGAAGACACCUGAAUAAAGAAAAACUAGCAAAUGAAGCUCUACUAGAAGAAAAAAUUUUUAAAAUUGAGGAAUUAUUGAAUCUUGAUGCAGCUGAUUUUACAAAUAAUUUAGCUGAAAUAAUCGUUAAUACUAAUUUAGAAUUUUCUGAUAAGGCAAAUAUUUUUGUUCAGGAUAAUAAUACAGAAAAUAAUAAGGAGGAUUGGGAUCCUAAAAAGGAGGUUGAUGCAUUAUUAAACUAA